Molecule: messenger RNA, 1920 nt
Organism: Emys orbicularis (European pond turtle)
Lineage: Eukaryota; Metazoa; Chordata; Testudines; Emydidae
Gene: SLCO2A1
Product: solute carrier organic anion transporter family member 2A1
Exons: 14
Coding region: 1-1920 (639 amino acids)
Biological process (GO): prostaglandin transport; transmembrane transport; sodium-independent organic anion transport
Cellular component (GO): plasma membrane
Molecular function (GO): prostaglandin transmembrane transporter activity; protein binding
Source: RefSeq, a predicted model, not a curated record
AUGGGAGUUCAGCCUGAAAACAGCAAAGCUCCAGGCGUCGUCAGUAGCCCCAAAAGCUGUCGCACCUGUUACCGGAACAUCUUUUGCAAUAUCAAGGUGUUUGUGAUUUGCCAUGGCCUCCUCCAGUUAUUCCAGCUUCUUUACAGUGCUAACUUCAAGAGCAGCCUGACCACCAUUGAGAAGCGCUUUGGGCUCUCCAGUCUCUCUUCCGGCUUCAUCUCCAGCCUGCAUGAGAUUGGCAAUGUCGCCCUCAUCAUCUUCGUCAGCUACUUUGGCAAUCGAGUUCACCGCCCCCGGCUUAUCGGCUUGGGGGGCCUCCUGCUGGCCCUGGGGGCUUUCCUGGUGACCCUUCCACACUUCCUCUCUGACCGGUACGAGUUUGCCCAAAUGAACACGGGUAACAACAGUCACACCAAGGCCUAUCUCUGCCACAAGGAUGAUAUGUUUAUGUGUCCCAACACCACCCAGGACCCCCACAAAGAGGCAACCAGCAUGUGGACAUUGAUGGUCGUUGCCCAGCUGUUAGCUGGGAUUGGAACUGUUCCCAUUCAGCCCUUUGGGAUCUCCUAUGUGGAUGACUUUGCUGAGGCAAACAAUUCUCCGCUGUAUAUUGCAAUCCUGUUUUCCAUUGCCGUGUUCGGUCCGUCUUUUGGAUACUUGCUGGGGUCCGUGGUGCUGCGGCUGUUUGUGGACAUUGGGAGACCUGACGUGAAUCUCAUGAAUUUGACACCACAUGACCAACGCUGGAUUGGAGCCUGGUGGCUGGGGCUGCUCAUCUCUUCAGGCUGCCUGCUGCUCACCUCCAUUCCCUAUUUCUUCUUCCCUCGGUACAUGUUCAAAGGGCAGGAUGCGGGUGCCGAGGCAGACAUGCUGAAGAAGAUGGAGAAGGCAAAGGUUGAAGAAGUCUCCCUGACGGAGUUCAUUAAAAAAUUCCCUCGGAUCUUUCUCAAGCUGCUCCUCAACCCCCUCUUCAUCCUCCUGGUCCUGGCUCAGUGCUGCUUCUCCUCAGUAAUAGCUGGUCUCGCCACCUUCCUCAACAAGUUCCUGGAGAAACAGUAUGGCACCACCUCUUCCUAUGCCAACUUCCUCAUUGGAGCUGUGAACCUGCCCGCGGCCGCACUGGGGAUGCUUCUAGGAGGAAUUAUCAUGAAGCGCUUUGGCUUCUCCAUCAAAGCCAUCCCACGGUUUGCACUGGUGGUGCUCCUCAUCUCCAUCCUCUGCUGCCUCCCCAUCUUCUUCAUGGGCUGCCCUACACAGACCAUUGAUGGGAUUUAUCCACCCAGUACAUCAAGUUCCCAAUCACAAGCUAAGUGCCCCACUGGGUGCUCCUGCUCAGAGAACCUCUUUCACCCAGUCUGUGGAGACAAUAAUGUGGAGUAUAUCUCCCCCUGCGAUGCUGGCUGUACGGAUUCUGUUGUUAAUUCCUCCACGCCCAAGCACGUGAUCUACGUGAACUGCUCCUGUAUCCACACCAAGAAUGGACAGUCCUCAGCAAAGACAGGUUCCUGUCAGGUCAGCUGUUCCCAUUUACUUCUUCCUGUCAUAUUCCUCAUCUCGUGUGCUGCGCUGAUAGCCUGCCUGUCUCACAAUCCCCUCUACAUGAUGGUAUUACGGUUGGUGAACCAGGAUGAAAAGUCAUUUGCUAUUGGAGUCCAAUUCUUACUGAUGAGACUGUUAGCCUGGUUGCCUGCUCCAGCUCUCUUUGGUGUCAUCAUUGACUCCUCCUGCCUCCACUGGAAUAAGCAAUGCAGCAAGCGAGGAUUCUGCGCCUACUACAACAACGACUUCCUUCGUAGCAGAUACAUAGGCCUCCAGAUAGGGUAUAAACUCCUUGGCAUUCUGCUGCUAGUCAUCAUCAACUGGCGGGUGAAGAAGAACAAGGAAUACAAUGUGCAAGAGAAGGCAGCUGGCCUGGUCUAG